Chenopodium quinoa (quinoa) is the source of this 1032-nucleotide messenger RNA. Its product is annotated as glutathione S-transferase T3-like. The transcript has a single exon. NCBI's taxonomy places the organism in Eukaryota, Viridiplantae, Streptophyta, Magnoliopsida, Caryophyllales, Amaranthaceae. The record is from RefSeq and is a predicted model, not a curated record. The coding region runs from base 1 to 1032 and encodes 343 amino acids.
AUGGGUUACGGUGAAUAUGGUGCUGCAUCUUGUUAUUUUCCGUCACAACAACCGAAUCCCAAUAUUUGGGAAUCGAGCAAUGUCUUAUCUGAAGAAGAUGAGGCAAAUGAAGAAUGCGAGGAUGAUGGUGAGGGAAAUGAAACUCCUUCUCCCCAUCAAAACUUCACUCAAAUGUUACAGCAACCACUCCAAAUAUCCAGCUACAUGAACACCAGCACCGACAUAAUUACCGGCACAAAUCAAAAGAAGGGUGUAUUUUGGAAGAGAGUCUUGGACGCAUACGAUGCUGCCAGGGAAUCGAAUGCAGAUGAAAUAUCCCUACGAACUAUUAGUAGUUUGAAGGGAAGGUGGAUGCGAAUCUCUGAAGCCGUGUUAAAGUGGUGCAGAAGCUAUGAUAAGGCCCGGAAGCGAAAGGGAAGUGGCUAUAACGAAGAUGAUGUUAUCCAAGAGGCCCACAAAAUCCAUGAGAACUCAUUCGGACGAUUCACCUUCUACGAGGAAUGGAUCCAAUUAAGGAAGUGGGACAAAUUCCGGUCUUUCUUGGACCAACAAACAUUCAAGCCUUCGGUGGGACGUCCACAUUCAACUCCACUGACGGAUGAGUCUGUAGGGAGCGGAAGUAGUGGGAAGAGGACACGGGAUGAGGGUGACAAUUCCUCACCUACCACACCAACCAGCGUGGGUGUCGGUGAUGAGAGAGUAGCUCGUGCUGAAGGUAUUAAAAAGGCUAAGUCGAGAUUGAAGGGUAAAGCUCCAUCAAGUCAAGCAUUUAAGGAAUUAGAAACAUUCAACAGCCGAUUGCAGCUACUUGGGGAUUCGAUGAAUGUGUCAAACGAAGCAGAAAUGAAGAGACUUGAAAUACAGGAGCGCAAGGAGGCAAGGAAACAACGGAAAAUUGAGCUAGAGCAAUAUAGGAUCAACUGGGAGCAACUAUCUCGUCUAGAACAGAAAGUAAACCGAGAACAGUGGGAAGACGAAAUGAUAGUAAUACUUCGGAACAAAAUGAAUUCUUACGUUUGCAGUUACUAUUAG